Messenger RNA from Phyllopteryx taeniolatus (common seadragon), 2604 nucleotides. It is a transcript of the gene trim9, whose product is annotated as tripartite motif containing 9. Gene Ontology annotation, molecular function: zinc ion binding; protein binding. The transcript has 9 exons. The record is from RefSeq and is a predicted model, not a curated record. Bases 322 to 2280 code for a protein of 652 amino acids. NCBI's taxonomy places the organism in Eukaryota, Metazoa, Chordata, Actinopteri, Syngnathiformes, Syngnathidae.
AUUAUUUGUUCAUACUUUUGAACACAUCCCUAUUUUUAUAAUAAAUAAAGUUGAUAAUUAACGUCAACACUUGCAGUCACCUGUCGAAAGAGACACUUUUGAAGUCCUCCAAUGGUUUGAGUGGAAUCCAGCGGCGGGCCAAUAGGAAGCCGAGUCGAGCGGGCGCCGCUCGCUUAUUGGUUAAGAAGGUUCAGUCCCCCCGCCACCCCCAAGAUCGGCUGGUGGACGCGCUCCGCACUCGGCGUGACGACCGAGGAGGCAAGGCUCGCGGGUCCGGUGGUCGCGGUUCUUUCGGCUUGCGUUGCCCGCACUCGCGCAGCCAUGGACGAGAUGGAGGAAGAGCUCAAGUGCCCCGUGUGCGGCUCCUUCUUCCGCGAGCCCAUCAUCCUUCCCUGCUCGCACAACAUUUGCCUGGCGUGCGCUCGCAACAUCCUGGUCCAGACGCCCGACGCCGAGUCCCCGCAGAGCAGCCGAGCCUCCGGGUCCGACUACGACUACCUGGACCUGGACAAGAUGAGCUUGUACAGCGAGGCGGACAGCGGCUACGGCUCGUACGGGGGCUUCGUCAGCCUGCCGACCACCCCGUGCCAGAAGUCCCCCAACGGGGUCCGAGUGUUCCCCCCGGGGCCGGCGGCGGCCGCCCCGCACCCGCAAGCGCCCUCCGCGCAACCCGGCUGCCUGGCGCCCAUCCCCCGCAACUCGUGCCUCACGUGCCCGCAGUGCCAUCGCAGCUUGUUGCUGGACGAGCGGGGUCUGCGCGGCUUCCCCCGCAACCGGGUGCUGGAGGGCGUCGUGGAGCGCUACCGCCAGGGCCGGGCGGCAGCCCUCAAGUGCCAGCUGUGCGAGAGGAACCCCCGCGACGCCACCGUCAUGUGCGAGCAGUGCGACGUGUUGUAUUGCGAGCCGUGCCGGAUGCGCUGCCACCCGCCCCGCGGGCCCCUCGCCAAGCACCGGCUGGUGCCGCCCGCCCAGGGCCGGGUCGGGGGGCCCGGGCGACGCGCCGCGCCCCGCAAGACCUCCACCUGCACGGAGCACGAGUUGGAGAACCUGAGCAUGUACUGCGUGCAGUGCAAGACGCCCGUGUGCUACCAGUGCCUGGAGGAGGGCAAGCACGGCACGCACGAAGUCAAGGCGCUGGGAGCCAUGUGGAAGCUGCACAAGGGUCAACUGUCUCAGGCUCUCAACGGGCUCUCGGACCGAGCCACCGAGGCCAAAGAGUUCCUGGUGCAGCUCAGGAACACCGUGCAGCACAUCCAGGAGAACGGCGUGGAGUUCGAGGCCUGUCUGGUGGCGCAGUGCGACGCCCUCAUCGACGCGCUGAACCGCCGCAAGGCUCAGCUGCUCGCUUGUGUCAACAAGGAGCACGAGCACAAGCUCAAGGUGGUGCGUGAUCAGAUCUCGCACUGCACGGUGAAGUUGCGCCAGACGACGGGCCUGAUGGAGUACUGCCUGGAGGUGAUUAAAGAGAACGACCCGAGCGGCUUCCUCCAGAUCUCGGACGCGUUGAUCCGGAGGGUUCUGAUGACGGAGAGCCAGUGGGGCAAAGGGACGCUGACGGCGAGGAUGACCAGCGACUUUGACCUGACGCUGGACAGCGCGCCGCUUCUGCAGACCAUCCACCAGCUGGACUUUGUGCAGAUGAAAGUGCCGUCGGCUCCGAUGCUCCAGCUGGAAGAAUGCUGCACGGAGAACAAUAGCGGCACAUUGUCAUGGAAACAACCGCCGCUCUCCACCAUCGCCGUGGACGGCUACAUCCUGGAGCUGGACGACGGCGACGGCGGCCACUUCAGGGAAGUGUACGUGGGGACGGAGACCAUCUGCACGGUGGACGGCCUGCACUACAACAGCACGUACAAAUCCAGGGUGAAGGCCUUCAACGCCAGCGGCGUGGGACAAUACAGCAAGACGCUCGUCUUGCAGACCUCCCAGGCUGGGCUUCCUCCGUGUGACAUGCAGUCAGACGCCGCACCGAUCCGCCUGUCGAUCUCCCGUUCCAUUCUUCCCUCACUCGUGACCAAGACCCCAAGAUACUUGAACUCCUCCACUUGGGGCAGGAUCUCAUCCCCGACCUGGAGAGGGCACGCCACCCUUUUCCGACUGAAGACCAUGGUCUCAGAUUUGGAUUUCCUCGAAGCCGUCCGGAAGUCUUUCUCCAUGGCCUUACCGAACUCCUCCCAUACCAGAGUUUUUGCUUCAGCGACCACCAAAGCUGCGUUCCACUUGGCCAGCCGGUACCCAUCAGCUGCCUCAGGAGUCUCACAGGCCGAAAAGGCCCGAUAGGACUCCUCCUUCAGCUUGACGGCAUCCCUCACCGUUGGUGUCCAGCCCUUUCGGGCUGUGCCAUGGGUGCAGGCCCGGCCACCAGGCGCUCGCCUUCGAGCCCCACCUCCAGGCCUGGCUCCACCACGAUAAGGUGACGGCUUCCAGGAGUGGUGGUGUUGUACUAAAAAAAUAAAUACAACUGAACUGUACUUGGCAUGUAAUUCUUUCAUGUACCACUAGAGUAAGCCCGUGCACAACUAAUGCUACUAGUACCAGACUUGGAGACUCAUUGCUCUACUUUUGUCGUACGGCGUUUGUGGCAGUGGCCUGGUUCGCAUUCGA